GUUGUUUUUUAUUUGGCUGCGUACGGCGCACAAAUCUCGAAUUUUCCUUGUUAUAUUAAAUAUAUGAAUAAAUAUUGUACAAAAUGAGAACAAUUAUUAAUUUAACUUUCGCUGCGGCUAUUUUUAUGACAUUUGAUAUCGAUUAUAUUGAGGGAGGAAUGACUGUCGACCAAAUUAAAUCUUUUAUGAAACCAAUAGGUAAAAAAUGUCGUGAAAAAAUUGGGCUUGAUCCAGAGCUACAGGCAGGGCAACAUAGAGGAGAGUUCCCAGAAGAUGAAAAAUUAAUGUGUUACCAUGCUUGUCUUUAUGACACAGUAAAAGUUACUGAUAAAAACGGUGUAGCUAAUGCUGAUGUGGUAAUUAGACAAAUGGAGAUAAUGUUUCCAGAAGGUAUUAAACAAAUAGGAAUAGCAGGAGUCAAAAAAUGUAAUGAGCAAUUUCAUGUUGACGACACUUCUGUCCUGACCCCUCAAGAAGUUUGCAGAGCUAAUUAUAAUUACAUGAAAUGCUAUUACAUGGAAGCACAUGAAGCAUUCUUCUUUCCAUAAGAAGACAAAAUUAAUAUUAUUAAAUAAAUAUAAAAAUUAUUAUAACAAAUAACAUAUAAUUAUAUUGUAUUAAUUAAUUUUGAGGGAAACUGAUAAGAUUUUUUAGAAUAAUAGAUUAUUGUUACUGAUAACGUUUGUUAUUGCGAUUACGUAAUAAUAAUAAAAAAAUCUAACGACAUUAAAUUGUAUUAAAAAUAUAUGUAUAUGUAUACAUAAACAAAAUAAUAAUUGUAAUGAUAAUAAAAUAGUAACGUAACAUUUAUAUCAAAUGUAAUUAUCAAGGAAACACAUCCUGUCAUGUAUAAAAUCAUCUAAAAGACAUCAAGUAAUUAACAUCUGCAAGUGCAUAAAUCUAUAUAAAUAUAA
Messenger RNA from Microplitis mediator, 914 nucleotides. RefSeq lists its product as uncharacterized. Bases 84 to 548 code for a protein of 154 amino acids. Gene Ontology annotation, molecular function: odorant binding. NCBI's taxonomy places the organism in Eukaryota, Metazoa, Arthropoda, Insecta, Hymenoptera, Braconidae. The record is from RefSeq and is a predicted model, not a curated record. The transcript is spliced from 7 exons.